This is a messenger RNA of Naegleria gruberi, 1059 nucleotides long. RefSeq lists its product as uncharacterized. Lineage: Eukaryota; Heterolobosea; Eutetramitea; Acrasida; Naegleriidae. Bases 1 to 1059 code for a protein of 352 amino acids. The transcript has 3 exons. The record is from RefSeq and is a predicted model, not a curated record.
AUGAGCAAAAGAAAAGCAGACGACAUUUCAACAAGUAAAUUAACAUCACCACCAUCAGGUACAACAACGUCUGAGGAGGUCAUUGAACCAGUACCUGUACGAUCAAGAGAAAAGAGGAGAGUUGUCCGUAAAGUUACUACUAACAGCACAACAAACGAUCAAUCAAAUAAUGUCAACAAUACGGAAGUACAACCAUCAACCAUAAUUGUUACAAAUGAGGUGCCAUCUGUGGUUACUGUUGUUAAACCAAUAACCCAGAAGGAGGAAUUUUCCAAGAAGGAGAAGGAAGUAUUGGAUGAAAAUUUUGGUAAACUCAUGUUUACCUUGGGUACCUAUUUUCAUCGUGGUUUCAGUGACUUUAAGUUGUCUGCAAUUAAUGAAUUAUACAAGAAUAGUGGAGAACCUUUUGGUGUUGAAACGUUAAAGAUGAUUCAAUAUAUUGUUCCUGAACUGUUUACAAUUUACUUGAAUCAUAAUCAGGAAAUUUGUGUAAAUAUUAGUAAUGACUUUGAAAAGAUUAAAGCCACUAUUGUUGGUAUGUGGAAGAAGAGAAUUGUAACAGUAGAAAAACCACAAUCUUUGGAACCACAAAUUGAGAUCAGAGCCUUGAAUAUCACAACAACCAAGCCAUUACCAAAAAUUGAAAACUCUACAGAUAAAACACAACAACCAAAGAAAUCUAUUGAAGAAAUGCUCAAAGAAAAUGACAGAAAAGAGCAAGAAGAAUUUGAAAGAGCAAAGAUUCUCUCUAAAAAAUUUGAAAUUGACCGAGUGAUAGAAACUUUACUAAUCAUGUUUACUAUUUUGAAAAUGAAAAAGAAAUUCAGAAUGGACUUGAACACUCUAGUUCAAGAAUUGAAAAAUCGAUAUACUAAGGAAAUCUCUGUUCAAGAAUUGAGAACACAUUUGGAGCUGUUGUGUAAGCAUGUUCCAACAUUAUUCACUUUGAACUCUUUUGGAAAUCUCAAAGUAUUUGAAAUGUCCAAAGAUGCCAAGUUUGAAAAUGCUAAAAAAAGUUUGGAAGAAAAAUGCAAUAUCCAAAGCGUUUUGAGUAGUUAA